This is a messenger RNA of Microthlaspi erraticum, 669 nucleotides long. Lineage: Eukaryota; Viridiplantae; Streptophyta; Magnoliopsida; Brassicales; Brassicaceae. The record is from the annotation of a GenBank genome assembly.
AUGUCGUCGCUCGCUGGUUUAGGGCAUCCAGAGCUAGAGCACAACACCAUGGCGACUAAGGCGAUGGAGAGAGGAUUCAAGUUGAUUUUAGGUUCUCAAUCCAUGGCGAGAAAGAGGAUACUCGCUGAAAUGGGGUAUAAUUUCACUAUCGUGACGGCAGACAUUGAUGAGAAAGCUAUUAGGAGGGAGAAGCCUGAAGAUUUGGUUGUGGCCAUCGCUGAAGCCAAGGCAGAUGAGAUAAUAUCGAAACUGGGAGGUGUAAGCCAGUUUGCGCAGGAUCCUGAACCAACUCUACUAAUUGCUGCAGACACGGUGGUUGUGUACAAAGGUGUCAUCAGAGAAAAACCAACCAGCAAGGAAGAAGCUCGCCAGUUUAUCAAAGGUUAUUCCGGAUCACACGGAGGCGUUGUGGGAUCUGUGAUUGUAAGAAACUUGAAAACUGGAGUUAGAAGAGGAGGAUGGGACAAAGCAGAGGUUUAUUUCCAUGAGAUACCAGAACAAGUCAUUGACGAUCUUAUCGAUGAUGCGAUAACAUUCAAGGUUGCUGGAGGUUUAACAUUGGAGCAUCCUCUCAUUUCACCCUUUAUCGAUACUGUGGUUGGAGGAGCUGAUACAGUCAUGGGACUUCCUAAAGAACUCACAGAAAAAUUUAUCAGCGAGGUGUUGUAG